Beauveria bassiana ARSEF 2860 is the source of this 828-nucleotide messenger RNA. Its product is annotated as serine/threonine kinase. Bases 1 to 828 code for a protein of 275 amino acids. Gene Ontology annotation, molecular function: protein kinase activity; ATP binding. NCBI's taxonomy places the organism in Eukaryota, Fungi, Ascomycota, Sordariomycetes, Hypocreales, Cordycipitaceae. The transcript has a single exon. Gene Ontology annotation, biological process: protein phosphorylation. The record is from RefSeq and is a predicted model, not a curated record.
AUGGAAUCCCAAUGGGAGUUGUACUCAAUACAGGAGCACUGGGGAGAGAUUGACGGCGUGCACAUGUUCCUAUACACGUCCCUCGUGUAUCUUCGCAACAAGACCGAGUUCUGGACUGCCCGUGUCCCCGGCCGGUACCCGUCCCGCGAGGCGCUUCCCGCCGGCGCCGCCCCUUCCUGCGGCACCUUGCAGCACGUCGACCGGACGCACCUCUUUCCGCCGCUCGACCCCGGCACCCACCGCUGCGACGACGACGUCGACGAGCCCGAAAAGGCCGGCAUCUUCGUCAAGCGCGUCCGCGUCGACGCCUACGACGGCUCCCCGACGCUCGCCCGCUACGUCGCCCACGAGGCGCGUAUCUGCCAGCGCCUGCGCAGCUACCCGCACCCCAACAUCGCCCGCUUCCGGGGCUGCCACGUCCGGGGGGAAACGGGCGGCACCGGCACCGGCACCGGCAUCGGCACCGGCGGGGAGAUUUUGGGACUCUGCUUUGACAGGUACGCCGAGACGCUGGCGGAGCGCAUGCGUCGCGGCGCCGCCGUCGACACGGAGCGCUGCAUGGAGCAGAUUCGGGCGGCGCUUAGGCACCUGCACGGCUUGCAGCUGGUGCACAAUGACGUCGUGCCGGAUAAUGUCAUGUUUGUCGAUGACGGGCCGGGCUUGGUUUUGAUUGACUUUGACUCGUGCGCGACGCGAGGGGGCGGGCUGCCGAGGAAACGAGGGCCGGUCAGGCCGGGGGCGACACGGUCAGAGUUUGAGAAUGACGACUUGGGACUGCGGUUGAUUCACAGAGCGCUGUUGCGAUAUGAGCAUGAUACGAGGUCCUGA